Penicillium oxalicum is the source of this 1569-nucleotide messenger RNA. RefSeq names its product bZIP transcription factor HapX (gene hapX). The record is from RefSeq and is a predicted model, not a curated record. Gene Ontology annotation, molecular function: DNA-binding transcription activator activity, RNA polymerase II-specific; transcription cis-regulatory region binding. NCBI's taxonomy places the organism in Eukaryota, Fungi, Ascomycota, Eurotiomycetes, Eurotiales, Aspergillaceae. The transcript has a single exon. Bases 1 to 1569 code for a protein of 522 amino acids. Gene Ontology annotation, cellular component: nucleus; RNA polymerase II transcription regulator complex.
AUGGCCACGACAGGCGUGUCUCCCACGCCAGCGCCGACAAUCGCCGCGGUGCCACCUUUGGCCCCCGCCCUGGCCGUCCGCCCGUCCGUAGCUCCCUCACCUGGUCCCGGAACUCCCGGCUCCAUUACGUCCAAAGAAUGGGUUAUCCCUCCUCGCCCCAAACCUGGCCGCAAGCCUGCCACGGAUACACCACCUACGAAGCGUAAGGCCCAAAAUCGGGCUGCGCAGCGCGCAUUCCGAGAGCGUCGGGCCGCUCGAGUACAGGAACUCGAGGAGCAAAUCAAGGAAAUCGAAGAUGGGCAUGAAGCUCGGGUCGCUGCUCUGACAGAGCAGAUGAGCAAUCUGUCAAGAGAAAUGGAACAGGCUCGGGAGGAGGUCAAGUGGUGGCGCGACCGAUGCCAUGCACUCGAGAAGGAGGUUUCAAUUGAGCGCAAUGCGAAGGAGACGCUGACCAAAGAGCUUCGGUCUUCUACAACGGCCCUUUUCAACAGAGCAUCUUCGUCAACAAUGCCUGACUCUGUGCCACUUCCACCUCGCAAACGCCCCUUGACCCGGUCAUCUCGCAUGGAUGACUUGUUUUCCACGAAUAAAGACCAUGAAAAAGACGAUGGCCUGGACCACGUACCUUUGGGGUGUAACAGUUGCUCAACCACACAUUGUCAGUGCAUUGAGGACGCUUUUGGCAUGCCGAUCGACACGCACGAGUCCUCUCGUGCUAGACACCCUCCUCACGGUGUCGGUAGUCCCGCUCGGGAUAUCUCGGAUCCAGAGAUCAAGCCCGAUCCAGAGGAGAUGGAGAUAGAUUUCACAUCGCGGUUUGCGGCUGCACCGGCUCAGUCCAGCUUACAUGCUGAAAACGAAGUCUCCUCGCCACCCGUGGACCCUUGUGGGUUCUGCCAGGACGGUACUCCGUGCAUAUGUGCCGAGAUGGCUGCCCAAGAGCAACAGCGACAGCAAGCACAACUCUCAAGGAAUCGACGGGAAUCCUUCGGCAACAACCGUCUUGCACCGAUUCAGUCCAUGUCCCAAUUUACCCCACCUCCUUCUGAGAGUGAUGUGCGCUCCGAGGUCACUCUUCCACCAAUUAACCAGGCAACCAAUCCUUGCAUCAAUGGUCCUGGCACUUGUGCUCAAUGCCAGGCCGAUCCCCGGAGUACGCUUUUCUGCAAGACGUUGGCCGCCUCUCGAUCGGCCAGUGGCAGCCCAUCCGGAGGCGGAUGCUGCGGGGGCAAGGGUGCGGACGGAGGAUGCUGCAUGUCGCGAAAUGCACCCUCCUCAUCAAGUGCACCCAAAGCUUCCUCGUCUGCCCAAUCCAUAGCGCCAAAGCCAGCCAAUACAAACGCGCUGACCUUGAGCUGUGCUGACGCUUUCACCACCCUCUCGCGCCACCCGAACUUUAACCAGGCUAGCGACGAGAUUUCAACUUGGCUUCCGAAGCUGCACACUCUGCCUAAUCCGCGUGAUCUGGCUCUUCCGGAGGGUCAUGGCAACAGACCCGCGAUGGAAGUCGAGGCAGCCAGUGUGAUGGGUGUGCUUCGUUACUUUGACAGGCGAUUCGCCGACAAUUGA